Messenger RNA from Anoplopoma fimbria (sablefish), 3614 nucleotides. RefSeq names its product transmembrane and coiled-coil domains 3 (gene slc9d1). Gene Ontology annotation, biological process: potassium ion transmembrane transport; proton transmembrane transport. Gene Ontology annotation, molecular function: potassium:proton antiporter activity. The transcript has 16 exons. The coding region runs from base 384 to 2408 and encodes 674 amino acids. Gene Ontology annotation, cellular component: membrane. NCBI's taxonomy places the organism in Eukaryota, Metazoa, Chordata, Actinopteri, Perciformes, Anoplopomatidae. The record is from RefSeq and is a predicted model, not a curated record.
GAGGAAUGCACGUCUCUGCAGAGCUGCAGACCCGACCCACCCGAUGAUCACACAGCAAACCGUGACAGGCCGGGCUGUUGUGACCCAGAUUCGCCAGGAAGGGGGUCCUGAUCCUGCAGGCUCUCUGUGCUGACCCCGGGCAGCACCACAGGCUCGUGACCAUAAAGGGAGAGCUUCUCCUUCAGCCGUGGAGUGGAGUAGAGAGCCAGGACGGUGCACAUAUUUCUCAGAAACAGUACCCGAGCGGCUGCAGUCCAGUCGUAGGAAGGAGGACAUAGGAGGAGUUUGGAAAGUAAUCAUCAGUCAGCUUGACUCAUGCUCACAAAGAUCUCUUUCUCUUCAUCAAUCUUCACAAUCGGGUGAAGACAGAAGUGGUGGUUUGGAUGCAGGUCGUGUUUUGGCUGCUGUGCCUUGGCACGGUGGGGGCACUUGUUGUGCUGCAGAAAGACCAGGUGGCCCAGCACGCCAUCAAGCUUUAUCGUAGCAAGGGGGCCAAACAUGGCCACAGCUGGCUGACCAACAACUGCAAGCGGCUGGUGGGUUUCCUGCGUCAGAAGAGUGUGGUGGUCAGGAAGCUGGCAGCUGCUGCUGAUGGCGUAAGACGAGACCAGGCCAUUUCAGAACCGGAGAAACUUUUCCAGGUUCACACUCUGGAGGUUUUCCAGAAGGAGCUGAAUGAGAGCGAGCACCUGGUGUUUCAGGCGGUGCACAGCCUGCAGAGGGCGUUGCAGGGAGACUACAGAGAUGUGGUCAACAUGAAGGAGAGCAGCAGACAGAGGCUGGAGGCCCUCAGGGAGGCAGCCAUAAAGGAGGAACAGGAGUAUGUGGAGCUGGUGGCUGCUGAGAAGCAUCAGCAGGAAGCUGUUAAGACCGCUUUAGCCCAGAAUAAGACUCUGUCCAUGCUGGAUGAGAUCCUGGAGGAUGUCAGGAAGGCAGCAGACCGGCUGGAGGAGGAGAUCGAGGAGCACGCCUUUGACAACAACAAAGAGAUGAAAGGAGUGAAUGUAGAGGCAGUGUUGAGGGUGGAGGAUGACGAGGAGAAUGGAGGGAAGAAGAAGAACAAGUCCAAGCAGAAGGAAGGGGAGGACAACCUAGGACUGAGCAUGCUCAUCGACUCGCAGAACAACCAGUACGUCCUGACCAAACCUCGAGACUCCACGAUGCCAAGAGCGGACCAUCACUUCAUCAAGGACUUGGUGUCGGUGGUGAUGCUGUCGCUGCCCUGUGGUUGGAUUUGCUCUCUGGUCGGACUUCCUCCCAUGUUUGGAUAUAUCAUCUGUGGAGUCCUGCUAGGUCCCUCUGGCCUCAACAGCAUCAAGUCUAUUGUCCAGGUGGAGACUCUGGGGGAGUUUGGUGUGUUCUUCACUUUCUUUUUGGUGGGAUUGGAGUUCUCACCUGAGCGACUUCGAAAGGUUUGGAAGACAUCAGUCCAGGGGACGUGCUACCUGAGUCUGCUGAUGGUUGGGGCCGGUUUGGUGUGGGGACAAGUCCUGCAUAUUCGACCCACGCAGACCGUCUUCAUUUCCACUUGCCUCUCGCUGUCCAGCACUCCGCUAGUGUCCCGCUUCCUGGCGGGGGGAAGCAGAGGUGAAAAGGAAGGUGAGCUGGACUACAGCAGCGUUCUCCUCGGGAUGUUAGUGAUGCAAGACGUUCAGCUCGGUCUCUUCAUCGCUGUCAUUCCGACGAUGAUCCAGGCACAGAGCGGAGACUUGGACAGCCUUCUGCUUGGAAGUCUCCGCGUGUUUUACCUCCUGGCCCAGGUCCUGGUCUCUCUGGCUGCUGUGCUGCUGCUGUGUUUGUUACUCAAAUCAUUCCUGAUUGGCCCGUAUUACAAGAAGCUGCAUGCUGAGAGCAAAGGCAACAAAGAGAUCCUCGUGCUGGGGAUGGCAGCUUUAGUCUUUUUCAUGCUGACGGUGACUGAGUUUUUGGAUGUUUCUAUGGAGCUGGGCUGUUUCCUGGCUGGAGCUCUGCUGUCAACACAGGGUCACAUUGUUACCACAGAGGUCAUGGGAUGCAUCGAGCCGAUCAGAGAUUUCCUCGCGAUCAUCUUCUUCGCCUCUAUCGGUCUCCACGUGUUCCCGACAUUCGUGCUGUAUGAACUCACCAUCCUGCUGGUGCUGACAUUCACCCUCGUCAUUAUGAAGUUUGUGAUGGCCGUACUGGUGCUGUCGGCCAUCUUGCCUCCAGGCUCUCGACACAUACGGUGGAUUGUCUCAGCGGGUCUGGCUCAGGUCAGCGAGUUCUCCUUCGUCUUGGGCAGCCGUGCGCGUCGUGCUGGCAUCAUCUCCAGAGAGGUGUACCUGCUGGUUCUCAGUGUCACCACCCUCAGUUUGCUGCUGGCACCGGUGCUGUGGAGAGUCACCACACACAAGUGGGUUCCCCGGGCUGAACGCAAAAUAAUCACAUGACCAGAUCGGCUUCAGCCCCAACAGGUUCCUCUGUAACUCCUACAAAGAGUAAAGUCUUAAUUGGCCGUUUAGAAAGAUUCAUUGCUUACUCUCCACGUCAAGAGAAUAAAACCUUGACAAUCCAAGUACUGAUACUCUCUACUGUUUAAGGUCUUAUUUUAUAACACAUGCCAAAAUAAAUUCAGAUAAUGUCAAAUAAAGUGCAACAUAGCUGGAACUCUCUCUGUAACGGCUCCACAUUAUCUGUGAGUUAAAGGAAUCAUUGAUAGGAAGCAAACCUGCUCCACAGUUCACUGGAGAAGCACACUUCCAGUUCUGAUGGAUUUAAUGCACUUUCUCCUGCAUUAUGAAGAAAAACAGAUACUUUCUCUCUCUACUGUCUGUAUGAAUGAAAGUCUAUGUAGUUCCGGUUUUUUUUGUCUUUGUUUCUGCACUUUCAACCUAAAGUGGUUUUUAUUCCUUGUAACAAUCACAGCGACCAAAUUUGGAUGUCUAACUUCACAUUUUGUCUUUUUUUUCAUGUAUGAUACAAAUCUUGGGAUUUUUUUAAUAGGGAAACUUUUUGUUUAAUUUAUAUUGCCUACAUUUUUCCUAUAUUUGACCAUCUCACCUUAAUAUUUUGGUGUUAAACCAAAUUUCGGUUAUUGCAAAUGUCAGAUUCUAAUCCCCACUAUAGUGCUAGCUUUCUAUCUGCUGUAUUUAAUAGACAGUACUUGUAGUUUAUUGAAAACAUUGUACUACUGUGAAUUUAGCUGAGAGGACAGUCUUUAAUGUUAAAAUGUUUUAUAAAGACUAUACCUGUCUUCAAUUAUUCAUUUUUGGGCUCUCCAUUCUCGUCAAAUAGAAUAAUAUAUAUAAACUCUGGUAUAAUACACAAUAGCAAAAAGUAAAUAAUGGAGAUAAUGUAAUAUUAGAGAGCAGAAUAAGAGAAAAUGCUCAUCACAAUGUAUUUACUGACAUUUAGAAGGAAAAUCCUGCAAUAGUAACCAUUGAAUGUCAAACUGUGCCUGCUCAGCAAUGCUCUGCACUAAAAGUGAGCACCUCUGUGGCUUCACCUGCUGUAAAUGUUCUUGUCUUAUUUUCAUAAUGUGCAUGUGGGAGCUGCAUACAUGUUAUUUAUGUUUCUUUUUCUUAACUUUCUAUAGUUUACAUACUUUUGUUGGUGGCCAUGACCAACGCACCCAGCCAGAUGUGUUCAUCAAAAUG